AUGAAUUCCUACUACGCACAAGAGAAUGUAUUGUUUACUGGCACUCCCAUGGAAGAGUAUUUAUUGGAAUUCAAUAUAGAUGAAGCCCAUGAAGCCAUCGAUCCCAUACUAGCCAACCACGAUAGUGUAGCAUUGAACCAUCAUUCCAAACUGCUUUCAUUACCAUCAUGGCCUAGGAUAUUAUGGAAUGGGUUUAAUGGACUAUACUUUGUUGCACUUCAUUCCUGGCGUACAAUAUCAAACUCUUUUGGAUUUAAUUAUCCUACUGUUUUGACAAGUGAUCACAUUGCAUUCCGCUCAUAUUAUGAAAGUAUCCUUAAAAGGCUGAUCGUCAGUCAAAUAUAUCUGGUGCAUGGACAGUAUUCAGAACUGGAAUAUACCACUGAUUCUAAACCCAUACACCUCUAUGGCUCUAGUCUCUGGCUUGGUCAUCUCGCUGCUGGAAUCACUACUCUUUCAUUGGGGUUGUUUACUGGUGCAAGAUAUACCAGUCUUUCCAAAACGGCUAUACAUAGCAUCAUGUCUAUAGGAGUAGCAUAUCUGUGUUUGAAAUCAUCUUUUAAUGUAAAGUACAUGGACAUACUGCGAAAAACCAUUCAUAGGCAGUUAUUAGACAUCACAGACAAUGUAAAGUUGUAUACACGAUCCAUGCAGAAUGCAUUUCGGUACAUUCAGGAUAUCGAGACAAUGGCACGAGGAUAUCGACUUGGUGCUAUUCACGGCUCUACUAUUUGUCGAGUUGAGCGUUCAUCCAACAUCAGACACUGUCUCAAACUAAGAAGAUCUAUAUUCGACAUUGUUCAAUACGAAUAUCAAGCCAUAUACAAUAUAAUAUCUCCAGAAAUUUGUUUAGAAUUUGAUCAAGAUUUGCAGAAAAGUAUUUGUAUUGAAGAGAGAUUCUCACUGGUUUCACUCAAGCAAUAUUUAGCUGGGCUUUACGAAUUACGGAUCAAGUUGCUUGAUGUAUGGUUAACUAGCGGUCUAUCUGCAUUGAACAAGGAUAGCUACGAGAUAUACAUUAAAGAAAUGUUGGAACUUUCACAAUCUAUGAACCAUUAUCUUUGUUUGAUCCAAAAAGCCAUUGGCGACCUAUCAUCUGCUGAGCAAACACGGAUAGAUACUGAAGACAUGGUUGAUGACUGGAGUGAUGCUAUAUCUACGUUAGAUUUGCUGAGCAAAGAACUGAAUCAACUGUCGCAUGAAUGUGCAGCGACUGCACAAGAAAUCACUGGUUCCAAUAUAGAUCAUUUAAAUAGCAAUACAGCCCAAUGCAUGCAUGACGAAAAUUUGAAUGAUGUUACAAAGCAAGAUAUCAGUCAAGAUGAACACGAGGAUGUCAUUCAGUUAAAUGACACUUUUGACUCUUUAUCUACCCAAAUGGUUGCCAUUGGGGAAAUGUUUGAUUCGGAGACAUUGAUGGAAUCAAAAGCAGAUGAAAUGGAUAUCAAACCAAUCAUGUCAAGAGAGGAGCGAAUUGUGCACCGAAAGCAGCAAUUAGCAAUCGAGGCAAAACAAAGGGCAAAGGCAGUUUCACAAUUUGAAGUGAUGGCAGAGCUCACCAAUGUACUAGCUGUUAGAAAAGAAGCCAAAGCAGUGCAUCCUCAAUAG
This is a messenger RNA of Batrachochytrium dendrobatidis JAM81, 1608 nucleotides long. RefSeq lists its product as uncharacterized. The record is from RefSeq and is a predicted model, not a curated record. The transcript has 6 exons. Gene Ontology annotation, biological process: cell-cell adhesion. Bases 1 to 1608 code for a protein of 535 amino acids. Lineage: Eukaryota; Fungi; Chytridiomycota; Chytridiomycetes; Rhizophydiales. Gene Ontology annotation, cellular component: plasma membrane. Gene Ontology annotation, molecular function: myosin binding.